This is a messenger RNA of Clunio marinus, 1176 nucleotides long. The record is from the annotation of a GenBank genome assembly. NCBI's taxonomy places the organism in Eukaryota, Metazoa, Arthropoda, Insecta, Diptera, Chironomidae.
AUAAGGUUCAAUUAUAAACAAACGACAUCAAUUGAAAGCUACCGACGAACUAUUUGCUAUGGUACAAGAGCACGAGACUGUCCAAUAAAACUAGUUUUCCUCGUUAAUCGAUUGAGUCUUAAGUUUGCGAUGGAAAAUCCUUGGAAAAGCCAGGAGCAUUCACAAAAACGCGAAUCAAGUCCGGAUUCAUCAUCUCAAUCUUCCAAAGGGAAAAAGAAUAAAGCAAAAUAUAAUAAUGUCACUGUUAAUAUAAAUCAGCGGAUAGCAAAAGCUUUUGAAGAGCAUCUUGUAUCGACAACUAAUGAGAGUCAUCGUGAAAAGUGUCUAAUGACAUUGGGUGCUGCCAAUGGUUCUGAAGCCGGUCGUAAAGUUGCCGAACUUCUCGAUAAUUUCAAGGGCAAGAAGCAAAGAAUAGACGACGAAAGCUCUAUAGAAAAAUCAAUGAAAAACUCACCAUAAACGAAUCUGUGUGCGCGUUCAUACAUAUUGAUACAUAAAAAGACAUUCUACGUUGGGCAACCUUACAAACAUACAUUCGAAUGCGAAAGUUAAAAGAAGAAAAAAAAGAAUGAGACAGCAUCAAUGCUUGAAUGAAAAGUGGAAGUGAGAUGGAGACGAAACAAAUUUUUACUAUUCAUCGUGUUCGUGGAAGACGAGUAUUGGAAGUCACGGAGUUGUAAAAAAAACUUUUUUUUCUUUCUUUCUUUGGAAAUACUACGAAUACGAUAUUCAAUCUUUUACGUCGUUUGGAUUUUGCGCAUAUAAUCUGGGCUUCGUUAUAUUUUAUUAACCAAUUUUUUUUUCACUUUUUCUGCCAAAAAUGGUCUCGAAAAAUUUUUUUUUGGAUGAGAAUUUUUCAGCCUAUUUAAAUGACGACACACAUUCUAAUACUGACUGAUUAAACUAAAAAUUUAGUUAAAAUUCCACCGCUAGAAAAGGAAUUGUAUUUUCCAUUUUAAGUUCUCAGUCAGAUGAUUUGACGGCAAUGAAAUUGAAGCAAACAAAAAUAGAAAAUAUUUUUUACAAACCUUUUUUCAAGAACUUUCCGGUAUUAACUUGUUACUGAAGUACUUAAAUUUUACUUAUUAGGUUGUCAAAAAUACUUUACAACACUUUCAAUUAAUUAGAAUACAAAUAUAAUCACUUUCUAUUUUCUUUUCGGAAAUAUUACAGCAG